AUGGCAAAUAAUCCAACAUUCAAACCUUCACCUCUGUCCUUUGGUGGACAGAGGGCGUCGCCCUUCCGGCGACCCUCCACGCCCAAUUCCCCACCGUCAGCCCCAGGUCGUCCAGCAACACCAGGGAGCUCUCCGAGUAGGGGGUACACCCCGAUGGUGUCGCCAAGCAAAUUAAACCAGACAUAUACGGUGGAAGAUAGGGAAUCAGUCUCUCCACGGGCGGAACCUAUCCCGCAACCAAAAUUCACUCGUGAACUUCCUCCCUCUCCCACCAAAAGAGCGCGAUCACCUGGCCAUGCGUCGCCAAUAAUAGGUAGAGCUAGUGGGGCAGUUGCUACAACAGCCGACUCUUCCUCAAAGAUACCACCAGCUCAACUGAGAGAGAUCCGCGAGGCAUUUCAAGUUCUCGAUAGAGAUAACGAUGGGCUCGUCAACAAAGAUGACGUCGCUGAUGUUUUGACAAACUUGGGGCAAGAUGCCAACCCUUCAACCCUUUCACGAUUCUUCCCACCUGGAGCUGAACAAAAGAUCAACUUUGCGACCUUUUUGAAUACCUUAUCACAAUUGAUGGCCCCGAUGUCAUCAUCCCAGGACCUUCUCAACGCCCUGGCGGCAUUCGAUGACGAGGACAACGGUCAGAUUGACGUGGCAGAAUUACGUGACGCUUUAUUACACACGGCUCCGGAAGAUGGAGGAGCUCCAUUGACAGAGCGAGAAAUCGAUGAGGUUUUAAAUGGGUUUACUGGACGGCGCGCGUUUGGAGGUCGAAGUGCCAAAACAGGUGGAAUAGGUAAGAGAGGAGAGGUCUUCCAAUACCAUGACUUUGUUCGCAGCAUAGUUGGAGGAGAGAAUGGCAACAAUGGCAAGCGAGAGGCCGGUACCGCUCCAGCUUGA
Penicillium verhagenii is the source of this 894-nucleotide messenger RNA. RefSeq lists its product as uncharacterized. The coding region runs from base 1 to 894 and encodes 297 amino acids. The transcript has 3 exons. Gene Ontology annotation, cellular component: cytoplasm; myosin II complex. Lineage: Eukaryota; Fungi; Ascomycota; Eurotiomycetes; Eurotiales; Aspergillaceae. Gene Ontology annotation, molecular function: cytoskeletal motor regulator activity; calcium ion binding; myosin heavy chain binding. Gene Ontology annotation, biological process: actomyosin structure organization; mitotic cytokinesis. The record is from RefSeq and is a predicted model, not a curated record.